CCUCACUCUAGGGUCUGAAUCAUCCGCUCUCUCGCUCUCUCUCUCUCUCCCCCCGUACAAGUUACUCCAACUGUCGCCGUCCGAGCCUUAUCUCCUCCGAUCUCAGCCGUAAACUUCCAUCGCCGGCCAACUAUUCCUCCGAUUCUACUCUCGGAUGCCUCCGAUGAAGGUUUUUUCCAAUACAAAGAAUCGAUGCUUGGUUACUCUUUUAUUGGUUGAUCUGAUUUUCUCAUCCAGCUUCUCAGUCUAACACCAAAUCCGAUUUGUUGGAUCUUGUUUAGAAGUCGAAAUAUGGAGGAUCGGAACGCGAGUAGGAGGUAUUCGGGAACGCUAGAUGAUACAGUUUUCCAGUGUGUGAUUCCAUACGUACACGACUCGCGUGACCGAGACGCGGUGUCUUUGGUCUGCAAAAGGUGGUACGAGAUCGAUGCAGAAACGAGAAAACACGUAACAAUCGCGAUGUGUUACACAACCACGCCGAAUCAGCUCUGGCGGAGGUUUAAACGCAUCGAAUCGCUGAAAUUGAAGGGCAAGCCGCGUGCGGCGAUGUUCAAUCUAAUACCGGAGGAUUGGGGAGGGUAUGUGACGCCUUGGGUGGAGGAAAUUGCGAAUUCUUUUAGCCAAUUGAAUUCGCUUCAUUUUCGGAGGAUGAUUGUUAAGGACUCGGACCUUGAGUUACUUGCUGAAUCACGUGGUCCCGCGCUUCAAGUUCUUAAACUUGACAAGUGCUCUGGGUUCUCUACUGAUGGGCUUUUGCACAUUUGCCGGUCUUGCAGCAAUUUAAGAACAUUGUUUCUGGAAGAGAGUGUGAUUACUGAGAAAGAUGGUGAAUGGCUACAUGAGCUCGCUUUGAACAGCAAGUUUCUUGAAGUUUUGAAUUUUUACAUGACAGAUCUUGGGCAAGUCGGAUUUCAAGACCUUGAACUCAUAGCCAGAAAUUGUGGCUCUCUAGCCUCAAUCAAAAUUUGCGAGUGCGAUAUUUUGGACCUAGUUGGUUUCUUCCGAGCUGCAGCUGCACUAGAAGAGUUUGGUGGGGGUUCCUUUAGCGAACAAUUAGAAGAGGUGGGUGAAGGUGCCUUCAAUGAGCAAUUACAUAAGUACUCUGCAGUAUCAUUUCCCCCAGCAUUAUGCCGUUUGGGUCUAACAUACAUGGGGAAGAAGGAGAUGCCCAUUCUAUUUCCUUUUGCUUCCCGUCUGAGAAAAUUGGAUCUCCUUUAUGCUCUUCUUGACACAGAGGGCCAUUGUGUCUUAAUCCAGAAAUGUACCAACCUGGAAAUUCUUGAGGCAAGGAAUGUCAUUGGAGAUAGAGGAUUGGAAGUUCUUGCUGGCUGUUGCAAGAAAUUGAAGAGGCUUAGGAUUGAGCGAGGUGCUGAUGAACAGGAAAUGGAGGAUGAAGAAGGUAUAGUUUCACAGAGAGGAUUAAUUGCUUUGGCUCAGGGAUGCUUCGAGCUGGAAUAUUUGGUUGUACACGUGUCUGAUAUCACAAAUGCAUCUCUGGAGUGUAUUGGCACAUACUUGAAAAAUCUCCGUGAUUUCCGCAUGGUCUUGCUUGAACAACUAGAAACAAUAACAGAUUUGCCUCUUGACAAUGGAGUUAGAUUUCUAUUGAGGAAUUGCGACAAGCUUGGUCGUUUUGCUCUGUAUCUUAGGCCUGGGGGUCUGACAGAUGUGGGUCUCAGGUAUAUCGGCCAAUACAGCCAGAAUAUAAGAUAUAUGCUACUCGGUUUUGUUGGGGAAUCUGAUGCAGGCCUUUGGGAGUUCUCCAAAGGCUGCCCGAACCUGCAAAAGCUAGAACUGAGGGGCUGUUGCUUCAGUGAACAUGCACUGGCUAUUGCCGCUUUGCAACUUAAGUCUCUGAGGUACUUAUGGGUGCAAGGGUAUAGAGCAUCUGCAACAGGUCUUGAUGUCUUAGCUACGGCGUGUCCAUUCUGGAAUAUUGAGUUGAUUCCUGCAAGACGAAUUGCUGCCGCUGGUCAACAAGGGGGGCCUGUAUUUGUUGAACAUCCGGCACAUAUUCUUGCGUACUAUUCCCUUGCUGGACAAAGAACAGACUUUUCAGAUUCUGGUACUGUUAUUCCUUUCAAUCGACCUGCCCAGCUUAUUGCAUAGAUCAAUACAUAUAAGCUCUUUCCAAGAGUUCGUUUUUCCCUGUAACACGCUCGUUGUUACUUGUGCUGUUCAUAAUGUACUGCAUCUUUUUUUCUUCUUUUCGAUAGGAUAUUUUCUUGUUUCAAUUUUGAAUGUUUCUGAAGUGUUUUGGCUUGUAAUAAUCUUGCUCGACUUGCACUCCUCUGUCGUCCCAACGAAUGUAUAGGGAAAUUUCAGGUUUCAAACUGCUGGUUUAUGUUCGGUAAAGAAACUGCUGCUUUGUGUUACUUUCGUUGUCAUUCAGUUGUUCAUUGUUAUGUGGG
This is a messenger RNA of Ilex paraguariensis (yerba mate), 2411 nucleotides long. Lineage: Eukaryota; Viridiplantae; Streptophyta; Magnoliopsida; Aquifoliales; Aquifoliaceae. The record is from the annotation of a GenBank genome assembly.